Messenger RNA from Penicillium macrosclerotiorum, 3288 nucleotides. RefSeq lists its product as uncharacterized. Gene Ontology annotation, cellular component: SMC loading complex; chromatin. The transcript has 2 exons. Gene Ontology annotation, biological process: maintenance of mitotic sister chromatid cohesion; mitotic sister chromatid cohesion. Gene Ontology annotation, molecular function: double-stranded DNA binding. The record is from RefSeq and is a predicted model, not a curated record. Lineage: Eukaryota; Fungi; Ascomycota; Eurotiomycetes; Eurotiales; Aspergillaceae. The coding region runs from base 1 to 3288 and encodes 1095 amino acids.
AUGAGCUUUCCACCUCCAAAUCCUGGGCAAUACCCUCAGUAUUUUCCUCCUCCCACCUACCAGGCUGGUCAUGUCGCCCCGCCAGGGUUGUUGUACAACAAUGUCGCGCCCCCUUCGCCAUCGCCGUACAAUAGCUACGGCAAGCCUGCAGGCUAUCCACCGGGUAUGAUGCCGCAGCAACAGCCAUAUCCGAUGUAUAACCAGCAGUUCCAACAUCAGAUGCCGCAGCCGCCGCCGCCGAGUCUUCAACCACCGCCCCUCAUCCACCCUCAGCAACUUGGUCAACCACAGCAUCCCGCUUUCUCUCAGCCACCACAUCCUCCUUUGUCGCAACCACGACAGUCGCCCAUCAUCCAGCCGCAUCAAUCCCCGCACCAUCAACCCCAACAGCAGUCACCUCGUCCUCAGCUACUGCAGCAGUCACCCCGUCCUCAGCUAUUGCAACAGUCUCCCCGGCUUCAGAUGCAACAAGUACAACAACAAUCUCCGCGCCCUCAGCUUCAGCAGCAAUCCCCGCGAAUUCAAAUCCAGCAACAGUCCCCUCGUACCCAAUUCCAACAACAGUCACCUCGUAUUCAUCUCCAGCACCAUUCCCCUCGUCCUCAACAGCUUCCCCAACCGCAACCGCAACCGCGUGCUCAACUGGAGCCGCAGGCUCAAAAAUUGGCACAGAUUCAACCGCAGCCGCAGGCUCAACUAGAACUGCAACUACAACAACAGCAACCGCGGCCGCCACCGCUUCCCCAGUCCCCUACUUUCAAAACUCAAGUGGUUCAGCCUCCCCAACCGCGGCCACCGCCAGUCCAGCCUGGUCCUCCCGCAUCCUUACCACCUGAUGAGCCACAGCAGCAGUUCAUAAACCCAGCCGAGCUUUUUGUGCAGCCCCCUCUCCCUACCGCCCCUCGGGCUCGAUAUUCCUUGAGUUCGCAAUAUGUCGACCCAAGCGAUCUCUCGAACUCAACUUCUAGCAGUCUGCCUCCAAUUCCGUCUAUUUCUUCUUCAACCCCUCCUCCAGCUCUCUCGGCAUCGGCUCAGACUGCUCCUCCAGUCACUACCGAGCAAAAAGCGGCUGAAAGUCAAAUGCAAUCAAAUAUUCAAGUGCAACCUCCGCAGCCGCCUAAGCCUAUAGUCAAGUCUGAAUCCUCAAAACCAAGACCCAUGGCUCAGGCAGAGGUGCAGCGGGCCCUGCCCACCCCCAAAGUGACACCGCCAAUACGACCUCAGCCUCUUCAGUCCUCUGUAAAUAGCAUUACGCCGCAAGUCAUGAUAUCAGUUCUGCCUCAGGAGUCUCAUACCAGUGCACAAAAACAAUCUUCAAAAAAGCAACAGCAGAAGAAACAACCUAGUCAACAGAUUGCCGAGAAGCCUGCUAAGCCAAACAAGCCUCCGGUAGACUACCAAGUCUUACUGCUGUCGUUGGCCGACGAGUACCUCAAUACUGCCCAUCGCCAUGGAACAAUGAUGGCUUUGGCCACCAACCAAGCAGACGUCGAAGAAUAUUAUAAAUUAAUCGCUACCGGGCUCGGCUGCUUAGAGGCAGUCUUGAAGAACUGGAGACUGCAGCCUCGCAAGGAAGCGCUGGUCCGUCUUCGUUAUGCGCGUACAUUGUUCGAGGAAACGGAUAAUGAUAUCGUGGCAGAGACAGCUCUGAGCAAGGGCAUUGACCUUUGUGAAAGACACCGAAUGUUAGAUCUAAAGUACAGUAUGCAGCAUCUCUUGGCACGUAUGCUUCACAAAAGCAAGCCCAAGGCUUCUUUGAAAGCUGUUGAUGGUAUGAUCCAGGAUGUGGAAGCAUAUCGCCAUGCAGCUUGGGAGUAUGCAUUUCGGUUUCUUCGAGUGACACUUUCGCUCUCCUCUCCUUCCCAUCAAGACUCGGUGCAAGCUGUCCAGCACCUGAACAAGAUCUCAGCGAUGGCUAGUCGCAAUGGCGACAAGGCCGUCUCUGCCAUGGCAGCCGUGAUCGAAGCCUUGGCCCAUUUACAACAGGGGACGGGAUCGGAUGCCAUCGAACAAGCCCAGCGUGCGGUAGCUGUUGCACGAAGCCAUCAAUUGACUGAUUCGCUUCGUCAUAUUCCACAGCUGGUGACUUUAAUCCAGAUAGUCGAUAUUUGCUGUAGCCUGCUGGAGUAUGAUGUCAACCAGUCUUCUCAAAAGCUUAAGGUUAUGCAGGCCCUGGUGGAUGAGACUUUGAACGACCCUAGCUGGCAAGCCGAUGGCUCAUUCUGUGUUCCUCUUAAUGGCAAGUCCGCAGGGCCAUCAUCUAUUGACACAGGGGACAUCCUUCAAGUUCAUAACGGCACCCUGCUCCUGAGUUUCAAUUGGCUUCCUCAGCAUGACCUCUAUGCCCUUUCCUACUUCUUGAGCUCCAUUACGUUGAGUGCAAAGAACUCAUAUGAUGGCCGAAAAGCAGAAAAGUAUCUCGACGAGGGGCUUCGAAUGAUUCAAGGUGAUUUCACGGCCCCACAAGAGAUUCCAGAGUCGAUGGUGAAUGCGUUACGACGCGUUGAAUGGCGUCGGUCCCUUUAUUGCAAUUUUCUUUUACAGCGUGUCUUCCUAGCCUGUGCACGAACAGACUGGGAACCAGCCAGUCACAGUUUGAAUGAGCUGAGGCAAGUCACCCGGAAGAUCGGACCUAACCUUCCAAAGUCCGUGGAAUGUUUGAUGGAGUAUGCUGCUGGGACCAUUGCCCAAGCCACUGGUGAUCUAGCUGGCGCCCUCAAAAUCUUUCAAUCGCCCUUGCUGUCGCUCUCGCCAUCAGCUAGUAAGACUUCACGAAAUGACCCCUGUCGCGACACCUGUAUUCUGGCAGCGCUCAACUCUGUUCUCAUCAUCCGAGACCCAGCACACCCGUCGCACUCCCAUCUCCCGGUAAUUCAAACUCUCCUAGACUCGUUCUGCCAGAACAGCCCGAACAAGUACAUCCAGGCAGCAUACUUCUUGGUUUGCGCUACAGUGCAAACGGAUUCGACCCUCCAGACCAAGCAGUUUCUACAGCAAGCGCUGCAGUCGGCUACCGCUAUAAGCAACAGCCAGAUUACAUGCAUGACGCUCACUUUCAUGAGCUGGAAGUACUUCCGUGGAGUGGUUGGGGAACAAGCUGAAAAAAGCGCCCGCGCUGGUCGUGCAAUGGCCAAACGAGCUAAUGACCGCCUCUGGGCGAGUGUCACUGAUGAGAUGCUGGCCGACACCCUUGAGCGCCAAGGCAAGAAUGAAGAAGCUCGUGGGGUACGAGAGGAAGGACAACGGCUCAUUCAGGGGCUCCCGCCAGGCUUGAAAGGUUCGACCUGA